ACCAUGAAUGUCUUUGCAGUUUUGGUUCUGGCUAUUGCCUCGGCGUCCGCUGGUCUCCUGCCUCAGACUCUACCUGUGCAUCCUCGUGACAGGAUGUCGACCGCGUCCAUCAGUGGUCGCAUUACCAACGGAAAGAAUGCUGUGGCCGAUCAAUUCCCCUACCAAGUUGGACUCAGCUUCCUGGGCUUGAAGGGUAGCUGGUGGUGCGGUGGUUCCAUCAUCGACAAUUCCUGGGUGCUGACCGCUGCCCACUGCACUAGCGGUGCCUCCUAUGUGACCAUCUACUAUGGAGCGACCGUCCGAACUAGCCCCCAGUUCACCCAGAAAGUCGCCAGCUCCAACUGGAUACAGCAUGCUGACUACUACUCGAAAACCGUUCGCAACGACAUCUCCCUGAUCAAGACCCCAUCCGUAUCCUUCUCCGCUUCCGUCAACAAGAUCGCCCUGCCCGCCAUCGCCAGUAGUUACUCCAGCUACGUUGGCCAGACCGCCGUUGCCUCCGGUUGGGGAAUGACCGCCGAUACGGAGACCUCGGUCACCAAGAACCUGCAGUUCGCCGACCUGACCGUUAUUGACAACUCCGUGUGCCAGAAGACAUUCGGAAGUUUGGUGGUCACCAGCAGGGUCAUCUGCGUCGCCACCACCAAUGCCAUCUCCACCUGCCAGGGCGAUUCUGGUGGUCCCUUGGCGUUGGAUGGUACUCUCAUUGGUAUUACCUCUUUUGGAGCGAAGGAUGGGUGCGAGAUCGGUGCCCCAGCUGCCUUCACCCGGGUCACCAGCUACUUGGACUGGAUCCAGACCAACUCUGGCAUCUCUGCUUAAAGUUUUUCCUAGGAACUUCUGCAUUCGGAUGAGCGUUAAAGAAAAGUUUUAAUAAAAUAUCAGAUUAUUCAAAA
Molecule: messenger RNA, 896 nt
Organism: Drosophila rhopaloa
Lineage: Eukaryota; Metazoa; Arthropoda; Insecta; Diptera; Drosophilidae
Product: serine protease 1-like
Exons: 2
Coding region: 4-822 (272 amino acids)
Biological process (GO): proteolysis
Molecular function (GO): serine-type endopeptidase activity
Source: RefSeq, a predicted model, not a curated record